GUCCAACCCAGCAGCUAAUAUCUGUCGGGCGGUACUUUUAUUCACUCACACAACCCCCUAUAGCGCCCACGCAUGGCUACUGAAGCAUCCACCUUCCCUGCAGCUAACAGGUACGCAGUUGUUACAGGAGGAAAUAAGGGCAUUGGAUUGGAGAUAUGUAGGCAGUUGGCUUCUAAUGGGGUGACGGUGGUGGUAACAGCCAGAGAUGAGAAGAGAGGCCUUGAAGCUGUUGAAGAACUCAAGAAGUCUGGUCUAUCUGAUUUUGUGGUUUUUCAUCAGCUCGAUGUGACUGAUCCAACUAGCAUUGCUUCACUUGCAGACUUCAUCAAAAUCCAAUUCGGAAGGCUUGACAUUGUGGUAAACAAUGCAGGAAUUGGUGGUGCUACAGUAGACCCUGAUGCUUUUCGAGCUGCAGUCGCUAGUGGUGGUCUACAAAGCGACAGUAUCAAAUGGAACGAAAUAGCGACUCAGACUUAUGAACUGGCCAAAGAAUGCUUGCAGACAAACUACUAUGGUGCCAAAAGAAUGGUUGAAGCACUUGUUCCCCUCCUCCAGCUAUCUGAUUCAGCCAGGAUUGUAAAUGUUUCCUCUUCCAUGGGAAGUUUAAAGAACAUACCAGAUGGAUGGGCUAAGCAAGUGUUCAGUGAUGCAGAAAGCCUUACAGAAGAAAGAGUGGAUGAGGUGCUGAACAAGUUCUUAAAAGAUUUCAUGGAGGGUUCAUUGGGAACCAAUGGGUGGCCAAUGAACUUUUCAGCCUAUAGGGUCUCAAAGGCAGCCAUGAGUGCCUGCACAAGGAUUCUAGCCAAGAAGUACCCUACAUUCUGCAUCAAUUGUGUGUGCCCUGGCUUUGUCAAAACUGAUAUGACCUUCAAUGCUGGCACCUUGACUGCCCAAGAAGGUGCUGAAAGUCCAGUGUGGUUAGCUCUGCAGCCCAAAGGGGGUCCUUCUGGGCACUUCUUCUUUAGGAAGGAAGCCACAGAUUUUUGAAGAUUGAGAUAUAUAAAGGGCAGUCCUGGGGGAGGGGGUGUAGGAGAGGCUCCCCCAGAAGAUAGGUCUGUUUGGAGAUUGUAUCAUAUGAAUAAUUGUUAUUGUUUGUGCAUUGAAGUUUGUAUGCUAAUGCUAACUAGCUAGCAUGUUGGAUUAAUCAUAAUAUCUGCUGAUUUACUUA
This is a messenger RNA of Malania oleifera, 1168 nucleotides long. RefSeq names its product (+)-neomenthol dehydrogenase-like. The transcript has 5 exons. NCBI's taxonomy places the organism in Eukaryota, Viridiplantae, Streptophyta, Magnoliopsida, Santalales, Ximeniaceae. The record is from RefSeq and is a predicted model, not a curated record. Gene Ontology annotation, cellular component: membrane. Gene Ontology annotation, molecular function: oxidoreductase activity, acting on the CH-OH group of donors, NAD or NADP as acceptor. Bases 73 to 987 code for a protein of 304 amino acids.